Molecule: messenger RNA, 5121 nt
Organism: Chelonia mydas (Green sea turtle)
Lineage: Eukaryota; Metazoa; Chordata; Testudines; Cheloniidae
Product: zinc finger protein 436
Exons: 5
Coding region: 830-2443 (537 amino acids)
Biological process (GO): regulation of transcription by RNA polymerase II
Molecular function (GO): RNA polymerase II cis-regulatory region sequence-specific DNA binding; DNA-binding transcription factor activity
Source: RefSeq, a predicted model, not a curated record
ACUGCCUGGGGAAGGGAGAGGGAUGGGGAGAGAUUCAAAGGCAGCGCCUCAGCCCCACGAGACGGUGAGGGGCUGCCCUGCCCAGCAGGCAGUGGGGAUUUUUUUUUCUCCUGAAACUAGUCAAAGAAGUAUUUGGGGUGAUCAGGGGACUAACCCCUCAGGGCUCAGAAGCUACAAAGCAAAUUUCCACUCCCCCUCCCCCCCUCCCCCCCCCCAAUUUAUUAUUUUCAGACAAACCCAUGAUUUUGGGAGGUUUGUCUCCUGAGUGUUCGGGGCUGCCCAGGGCCCUGGUCUGAUUUCCGGGCAGGAUUCAGAUCUCAGCCACACCGGAGUCAGACUGGAGUCACUGCUGGCUCUGGCAGGGGGUGAGUGUGGAUGGGCCAAUGAGAUCAGCCUCUGCCUGCCUGUCCCUGGGGGUUGCCGGGGCAGGACAGGGAGGCUCAGGCAUUAGCUGCUUCCACCAGAGGGCUCCGGUUCUGGCUAAGGGAGAGGAGGAGGCGGCGGGUGUGUCUUUCUCCCUGCUCCUGUUAUUACAGCCCUGAAGUUGAGCUCUCUGGGUCAAAAGCUACUGCCUCCUCCAUUUUGAUCUGGGAGCCCAGACUGAGACGCUGCUUCUUAUCCAGCAGAGUCUGAGCCUGGGAGAGAUCUUCAUCAAAGCCCCUUCCCUGCCCAGCCCCCGUGGGAACUUUCUUGGUGACUGGACCCAGCCCCAGGGGCAGCCUCGGGCUCUGCUGGCAGCCCCUGAGCUGGAGCCGGCAGGUGAGGCUGGAGAAUCACAUCCAGGUUUCAGUCCAGAUCGGCCCGUAUUCCCACGGGAGAGAGACGGGAAAUGGCUGUGUUGGAGCCAGAUCAGAUGCCGGUGACCUUCGAGGAGGUGGCUGUGUAUUUCACUGAGGGGCAGGGGGCUCUGCUGGACCCCGGUCAGAGAACCCUCUACAGGGACGUCAUGCAGGAGAACUACGAGACGGUGACCUUCCUGGGAUUUCCCAUUCCCAAACCUGACCUGAUUGCCCGGCUGGAACGUGGGGAAGAGCCGUGGAUCCCCGAUCUCCAGGCCUGUGAGAAAAGAGAGAUACCAAGAGGCACCCACACAGGUGAUGAGAGAGUGAGUGAGAAUGAGGAGGGGAAUCAUCAUGAGCAAGUUCCUGGGGAAGUGGAAUCACAGGGGACCUUUGUGGGAAGAGCUGAAGGGAAUUUAUCCCAGUGCUUGGAAGAGGGAGAAGCCUGGGGAAAUUGGCACAGGUCAGAGAGGCUGCUGGAAAACCAUGCGAAGAAGAAAGUGGAUGAAUCUAUUAUAUAUGGGGGAGGAGAAAAGGAUCCCAUAGCCCAGCAGAGAAAUCCCCAGGAAGAGAAACCCUACCACUGCCUCCAGUGUGGGGAACAAUUCAUUCUGAGAUCACACCUUGUUACACAUCAAACAAUCCAUACUGGAGAGAAACCCCAUAAGUGCCUGGACUGCGGGAAAAGUUUUAGCCGUAGCUCACACCUCAUUGGACAUUGGAGGACCCACACAGGGGAGCGACCCUAUAAAUGCCUCGACUGUGGGAAAAGUUUCAUUGAGAGCUCACACCUUAUUAGACAUCAGAGGAUUCAUACUGGAGAUAAACCACAUCAGUGCCUGCACUGUGGGAAAAGUUUCAUUCAGAAAACAGACCUUAUAUCACAUCAGACAAUCCACACAGGAGAGAAGCCCUAUAAAUGUUUGGACUGUGGGAAAAGCUUCAAUAACCGCUCAAACCUUACUAAACAUCGGCAAAUCCACACAAGAGAGAGACCCUAUAAAUGCCUGGACUGUGGGGAAAGUUUCAGCCACAGAUCAGACCUUACUGAACACUGGAGAAUCCAGAGGGGAGAAAGACCCUAUAAAUGCCUUGAUUGUGGGAAAAGUUUCACACAGAGGUCAGGCCUUGUUACACAUCAGAGAAUCCACACAGGAGAGAAACCCUAUAAGUGCUUGGACUGUGGGAAAAGUUUCACACACAGAUCAGCCCGUAAUAGACAUCAGACAAUCCACACAGGAGAGAGACCCCAUGAGUGCUCGGAGUGUGGGAAAAAUUUCAGACGGAGAUCAGCCCUUAUUACACAUCAGGCAACCCACACAGGCGAGAGACCCCAUAAGUGCUUGGACUGUGGGAAAAGUUUCCCACACAGAUCAUCUCUUAUUAGACACCAGGCGAGCCACACGGGAAAAAGACCCUAUAAAUGCCUUGACUGUGGGAAAAGUUUCAUGCACAGAUCAAACCUUAUCUUACAUCAGAGAAUCCACACGGGCUAUAAACCUCAUGAAUGCCUUGCUUGUGGGAAAAGCUUCAGUAAGAGCUCAAACCUCACUAAACAUCGGAGAACCCACAAGGGUGAGAGCAACCCUACGAAUAGCUUGACUGCGGGAAAAGAUUCAAUCCAAGCUCACGCUUCAGCGAUCCACACAACAGUGGGACCUUGAACGUCGGGGAAGCUUCAUUUGGUGCUUCCAUGGUAUCAGGCAUCCGCAAAUCCGCACAGGGAAGAAACCUCUGAGAUGUUCUCAGUGUGGAAAAUGCUCCAAGUGGAGCUAACACCAUGUUGGACAUCAGAGAUUCCUCCACACAGCUGGGAAUUCAGAAAUUCUCAAAAUGCUCUGACUGGGGCUGGCCACAGUGACAAACCCAUUUCCUCAUUCCCACACACAUCAGGGGUAUUUGCCUCCCAAGUAUCUAGCUGCGCAUCCCCGGGGUGAGGAUCCAGCAGCAGCCGAGCAGCAGCUGGUCAGUGACCCUCUGGCUCUGCCUGGUCUAAGCAAACCCCAGGCAGAGGAGAAGCCACGAUCAGCCCCUCCUCCCUGCUGCAGCCCUGGCUGCUGAGCUGAUGUGCCAAAGGUGGGGGAAGGAAGAGAGAGAGAGAAACUCCUCCAGAUGGUCCCUCUGCCUGGCUGAAGUUCCCUUCUAGAAACAAGAAAAUUACUACAAAAAUAGUAAAAUCCUAUGUACAAGAAUAAAACACAGUCUUCCUGGAAAGUUUGGACAGCACAGCGCUGAGUAUGAAAAGACCGCAGAAGCUCUGACUCGGACCCUGUGGGGUGAGAAGGAACUGACGAUGCUGUCAGUCUGUCCCACCCCUUAUCGCCUGGGGUGGACCCACGAGGUGGUACAAGGGCACGUGCAUUGACCAAUGGACACUCCUACUUUGAAAAGCUCCAGCUCCGGGCCCAGUGUAUGUGCAUAAUCCUCCUGGAGUACAAUCGGGACCAUCACUCGAAGAGGAAAGACUAGGCUAGGGCACAUGAUCACUGUAGACACUUGUCCCCACCCCCCAUCUUCCACCAGCCCUUGAGCUGGGCUGCCCCACUUACCUGGAGCUGUUCCCUGCAGGGGGAGUGUCCCUGGGAGGUGGUAACUCCUCCCCUCCCCAGGGCGUUGGAUUAAAGGUUAAGGGACAAGGAGGUAUUUUGGAAGGAAACUAGACAUUGAAAGGUUGAGGCUGGUGGAGCUGGGAAGCAGGGGGAGCUGGGUGCUGGGCUAUCGAGUGUUUGGGGAUCAUGGGAUAAGAGGCAAGGGAGAGCACAGGGGUAGAGCGGUGCUGCCUCUCCUCACUCACCCCCUCUGCCUCUUCUCCCUUCCCCGUCUGCAUUCAGACAGCACCACUGGGAGGGACGGAUUUUCACAGCCUUUUGUGGGAGGCCUGGAGAUCCCACCUGUGUAGCAUCAGCCUCGGAGGUUCUCUCUGUGGUCGGAAGUGCGGUUGGGAUUAGCCAGCGCAUCUCUGUGACCCUCCACCAGAUUCCUCCGGGGCUACGAUGGCAAGAGAGGUGACAGGACCCGGGCUGGGUUUGGGGAGAGGCACCCUGCGACAGGGCCAAGCCGCCGUGGCUGGGUCCGGGCCAGGUUCAGGUCCGGGCCGGGCCGCUGCGGCUGGGUCCUGGCUACGCCCUGCCGCCCCGGCCGGCAUUGGGCCGGGGUAGGGAUGCCCUGGCCACGGCAUAGCUGGGGCCGAGGGGCCACCCCAACAGGUCUGGGCUGUGGUAUAGUUGGGGCCGAGGGAGGGGCACCACGGCAGGUCCCCUGGCGGGUUCCCUGAGCACCUGCGCAGAGCGAAAUAGGCUGUUUUAGUUUCUGUGCUAUUUCAGGGCGAUGGGGUGAGCCCGAGAGAUUCCCUCCUUCCCCCAGCACGGUCACCCUCCACUCUCCACACAGCAGCCUCUGUCCCAGCAAUAGAGAGUUUUAUCCUGUCCCCGUUCUACCCCUCCACCUCCUAAGGUGUCACUUACCACUGUGUCUCUGGCUCUCCAUGACGGAAAGUGUCCGAAUCCAAAUGAAUCUGAAGGCACGUUUUGACCUUUCUAAUCUUAUAGCCUGGUUUCCGUCUCUUGGUAAAAUUGCUCCCAGUUGUUGUCUGGACUAGUCCAGAUCAUUUUUAGGUGGGAAGCUGCUUUGUUUUUAUUAUGAUGAUAACGCUAAAACUUGUGUAACUAACAUGACCAAAUAAUGAGGCGAGAAGUAAAGCAGGUUUAGCCACCUUAGAAGAAAAUGGGUAAAUAUAUUGUCCUGAUUUUGAAUCUGAAGAUUCUCUGAGAUUUCACUUUAUGAACAUGUUUUAUAGCCCACCCUGUAUUGUGGGUUUUUCUCUCUUCCUGACCACCGUUUGGUCACACAUUUUGAUAUUAGUUUAGCGUGACAAGAUGUAGCUCAGAUUUAUUGAGGAAAUCACAACACAAAUGGUCCUUUGCCAGAAUAGUCCUUUUUAAUUGUAUUUUGACCUUUUUCUACCCUUUGUCAUGGGAUUUUUGUGCUGUUAGAAGAAUGACAAUUAUCCAUAUCUGCACAAACACUGAAAGUGAGCACUAGAUUUACACUCGGAGGCAGAGACUGAAACAGGGAAUGAAGAUACUGCCUGAAACCUGCAGAGAUGUGAGAUACUGUCGGGGAGAAGGCGGGAAGAACAGAGCUGGGAAAUGGCUGGCUUUCCUCCUAAAAGUCAGAUGGCUGAGGCUGAGAACUGUGAACUCGCUGCAUCAGAGCCAGAGAGAGACUAGACGUAGCCUGAGUGUUGUGUGAAGCUGUCCCUGAAAUCUAAAUGGCUCUUGUCUUACACAGUGUUUCUUUUGUCUUUGUUUUGUUCUUCUAAUAAAGUUCUGUUUUUUAAGAA